AUGGAGUGCAGAGAUGCAAAUUCCUCUGCCGCCGCGGCGGCUGUGCUUGGGUGGCCAUAUUCACAACUGUAUUAUGCAUCCUACGAUCCACUCAUCGGGCAAGUCGGAGGGUACCCGAACGACUUGACAGGUACACGGCGGAAGAAUGCGACGCGAGAAACUACGAGCACGCUGAAGGCCUGGCUCAAGGAGCACAAGAAGAACCCGUAUCCCACCAAGAGUGAAAAAAUCAUGUUGGCCAUCAUAAGCAAAAUGACGCUCACUCAGGUGUCAACUUGGUUCGCCAACGCACGCCGGCGCCUGAAGAAGGAGAACAAGAUGAUGUGGGAUCCAAACAAUCGACGCAGCGAUGACGUGGAGGUUGACGACAGUGACUCGGAUGACCAAACGCAGAGCAAACCCACGCCCACCAAAUGUCAUCAACGCGACUCAAUUGCUAACGAUACCAGCUCGACUACUGAAUUGAUUGAUGCCAUGCGACUGAUGUAUCUUUACGCAUUCGUUGCAUUAAACCUGGCAGAAACGAAGAGCUGA
Notodromas monacha is the source of this 534-nucleotide messenger RNA. NCBI's taxonomy places the organism in Eukaryota, Metazoa, Arthropoda, Ostracoda, Podocopida, Cyprididae. The record is from the annotation of a GenBank genome assembly.